AUGGAUAAUUCGCGUACCUUAUAUCAAAUUAAAGAGGAUGUUCUUAUGGAAACUGUAAAGGAUAUUUCUCAGACUGAACCAGGAGAGCGCUUUGAAUAUGUUGUAGUUGAGAAUGAUUCAUCACAGAAGGUAGGUGAUAAAAUGGAGUACCCAGAAGUAGGAAGAAGACUUAGUAAAAAGUCGAUAUUAACUAUUAUCUGA
This is a messenger RNA of Funneliformis geosporum, 201 nucleotides long. Lineage: Eukaryota; Fungi; Glomeromycota; Glomeromycetes; Glomerales; Glomeraceae. The record is from the annotation of a GenBank genome assembly.